This is a messenger RNA of Danaus chrysippus (African queen), 804 nucleotides long. Lineage: Eukaryota; Metazoa; Arthropoda; Insecta; Lepidoptera; Nymphalidae. The record is from the annotation of a GenBank genome assembly.
AUGUAUCUUGUAUCAAUAUAUUUGUUGCUAGCGCUAUGUGGCAGCGCCAUAUCUCAUACUUACCACCUAGGAGCCUGCCCCGUGGUGGAACCGAUGCCAGGAUUUGAUAUGAACCAGAUGUUGGGAGUGUGGUACGUGAUUCAAAAGACUUCGACAGCAUCUCAUUGCAUCACGUAUAACUUCACGAGAACAGACGAGCCUGGUCACUACGAGCUGGAACAACUGUCGCAGCACUUCAUCCUAGGCUUGACUCCGUUGAAUCAUGACUAUAGAUACACUGGUGUUUUAACAGUUCCUGAUCCUGCAGUGCCAGCCCGGAUGAAAGUUAAUUUCCCAUUAAGUGUCGCCGGAUCCGCUAGUUACACGAUCAUGGCCACCGAUUAUACAAAUUACGCUGCCAUAUUCACAUGCCAGAAACUGGCAUUCGCUCAUCGCCGUUCAGCCACCAUACUCUCCAGGCAUAAGGAGUUGGAUAAGAUGUAUGUGGAUAAAAUGCGGGCCAAGUUGUCAUCCUUCGGUGUGGACCCGUAUGACUUGUCAAUUAUAUCGCAGACUGAAUGCCCGAAACAUCCCAACGGGACUAGCAACGGUGUCAACAUCAACAUAGAUCCUGAGACCUUCUCAUCACAUAACAUAGGAGAAGCUGUCAGAAAAACCGGCACCGUCAUUGCUGACGGUGUGGAGUACGUGGUUGAUGCUGGGAAGAAGGUUUACCACAAGGUCACCAGCAGUAAGGAGGACUUGACAGAGAGCCCCGACAAGCCCGUACGAUCUCUCAAAGAUGACGCUGAAUGGCUGCCUUAA